GAGGGCAAUUGGUACAUUGUGCUAACACUUUCUGCCGACGCCAUGGUAUUGUGGACUAAGACCCUGAAGAGGCCUGCAAAUGCUAUACUCACUGACGUGUACAUUAAUUGGAGAUGAAGGAAGCAGAGCAAUAUAAAAGCCCCAUCUCUUGCUGACUGACAGUUCAAACAAAUACACCUGUAUUCUACUCUCACAAUGGCACCAGAACGAUACCAAUCUGCUAGUGGCGAUGCCUCUCCUCUGGGCAAGCCCCUCAAGUUCCAAUUCUCUGGCAGAACAGCCAAGAACCGAUUCUUAAAGGCUGCUAUGACAGAGCGUAUCUCAUCAUGGGAUCCCAAGGACUUCAAGGCUCGAGGAAUCCCUUCCAAGAACCUCAUCAACGUAUACAAGCGCUGGGGUGAAGGGGGCUUUGGCCAGAUCUUGACUGGAAAUAUCAUGAUCGAGUAUGACCAAUUGGAGGCAAUGGGAAACCCAAUCAUCCCCAGGGACGCUGAGUUUUCUGGCCCUCGAUUUGAAGCCUUCAAGGAGUUGGCAACACAGUCGAAAGCCCAUGGUUCUUUGAUUGUAGGCCAAGUCAGCCAUCCUGGCCGUCAGGUGGAAAACAGAAUUCAGAAGAACCCCAUCUCUGCUUCUGAUGUUCAACUCGAGGGUCAAGUGAUGGGCAUGGAAUUCGCCAAACCCCAUGCCGCGAGUCAAGACGAAAUCAAUGUCGUAAUCGACGGCUUCGCCCACGCAGCAGAGUUCCUCGAGAAAGCAGGCUAUGAUGGCAUUGAACUACACGGAGCUCACGGUUACCUCCUUGCGCAAUUCCUCUCCCCGACCACAAACAAACGAACGGAUAAAUAUGGAAGCUCGCUCGAAAACCGCCUGCGGAUCAUUCUUGAAAUCGCUGAUGCUUGUCGGAAGCGAGUCUCUAACGACUUCAUUAUUGGCAUCAAAGUUAACUCAGUUGAGUUCCAAGACAAGGGAUUCUCUCCAGAGGAUGCGAAAGGAUUGUGUCAAGCGCUGGAAGAGGCCAAGUUUGAUUACGUCGAGCUUUCGGGCGGGACAUACGAAUCUCUUGCCUUCGGCCACAAGAGAGAGAGCACGAAGAAACGUGAAUCAUUCUUCAUCGAGUUCGCGGAGGAGAUCGUGAAGCCCCUUACAAAGACGAAAACAUACAUCACCGGUGGAAUGAAGACAGUCGGCGCCAUGGUCAAGGCUCUUGAUACGGUCGAUGGUGUCGGCCUUGCACGUCCCGUAUGCCAGGAACCCCACCUCCCCAGAGAUAUCCUCGAUGGCAAGGUCAGGGGAGCCAUUAAAUUGAAGCUCGACGACAAUGACUUUGGUCUUACUAACGUCGCUGCUGGAACACAGAUCAGACAAGUUGGCAAGGAACAGGAGCCGAUUGACCUUAGUGAUCAGAAGAACGUGGAUGUGUUUAAGAAGGACAUGGGGGCUUGGGGGAAGAAGCUUGGUGACGAUAAGGAGAUGAGGGAGUUUGGAUACGUUGAUCUUAGUCAGGCUGCAAAGCCGUACGGU
Molecule: messenger RNA, 1521 nt
Organism: Hyaloscypha bicolor E
Lineage: Eukaryota; Fungi; Ascomycota; Leotiomycetes; Helotiales; Hyaloscyphaceae
Product: FMN-linked oxidoreductase
Exons: 2
Molecular function (GO): FMN binding; oxidoreductase activity
Source: RefSeq, a predicted model, not a curated record